UCUGGAUCACUCCUCCACUACUGAGUACUCACUCACUCCCUCAGCCACCACCGCCCCACCAGCCAUCAACCACCACCAAACCAAGGAAGGCCACGAGACACAGGCACACAGGACGAGCAGCCAGAGCCGCCAGCCAUGCGGGGCGGCUGCUACGUGGGCAAGGCCACCAAGAUCUUCCUCGCCCUCCUGGCCGCCCUCGCCGUCGUCGGCGUCGUCCUCGCCUUCCGCGCCGUCCUCCACCGCGCCGCCAAGUCCAGCCCCGCCUCCGCAUCGUCCGCGUGCGCCGCCGCCGACGCGUGCCAGCCCGUCCUGCCCGACACGGACCCCGCAUACCGCUCGCCCGCCACGGCCGCCCGCCCGCCGCCCACGCCCACGCCCGCGCAAGAUCCCGCCUUUCCCUCCCCGGACGCCGCCGCCUGGCCGCCGCCGCCCUCACGGCCGACGGCUGUGCCCGACACCCCUCUGUCGCCGCCGCCGCCGCCGGUGCCCGUGCUCCAACCUCCCGAGCAGCAGCUGCCCGCGCCGGCAUUCCAGUCACCGCCGCCGCCGGUGCCCGUGCUCCCACCUCCCGAGCAGCAGCUGCCCCCGCCGGCAUUCCCGUCACCACCGCCGCCGCUGGCGGAGAUCGCGUCGCCACCGCCGCCGGACCAGCUGCUGCCGUCACCUCCACCACCUGCGUUGCCGUCGCCUGAUGCGCCGCCGCCCGCCCCAGAGGCGCCCAGCCCAACGGCGUCUUGACUCAAUCGUAGUCGUAGAUGCCGACUGCUUCAGUCUCAGAGCAGGGCAAUAGCUGUGGAUUUGGUAGAGGAGUUUAGCCGCCGCCGUCUGCUGAUGUACUGUUUCUUCAGUUUAUCCUAUAAUUAAUCCAUCUCUAAUUCAGGUGCAAUUUUGUUGAA
Messenger RNA from Zea mays, 896 nucleotides. Its product is annotated as vegetative cell wall protein gp1. Lineage: Eukaryota; Viridiplantae; Streptophyta; Magnoliopsida; Poales; Poaceae. Bases 136 to 738 code for a protein of 200 amino acids. The record is from RefSeq and is a predicted model, not a curated record. The transcript has a single exon.